This is a messenger RNA of Bufo bufo (common toad), 931 nucleotides long. RefSeq lists its product as uncharacterized. The transcript has 8 exons. The coding region runs from base 1 to 681 and encodes 226 amino acids. The record is from RefSeq and is a predicted model, not a curated record. NCBI's taxonomy places the organism in Eukaryota, Metazoa, Chordata, Amphibia, Anura, Bufonidae.
AUGCCACGUGACCGAGUGACGUCAGGGAAGGUCCUUUUCGUGUCCUGGAGUUUUGCUGCUACCGAUGGAGAUUGCAGGGCUCCUGAGGAUCCUCGUGUUGGCAGGCCUGCAGUGCCAGCUAUAGUACAAGCUCGAACUCAUAAAAUACACGGGGAUUUAAAUUCCGACAUCACGUUGUCUUUGGCACCUUUGGGUAUCGAGAGGAAAAUAAAGUUUACAUCCACAAAAAAAGACUUGCUGAUUGCGAAGACUGAAAAUGGCAAAGUGACUUACAUAUUGAACAACAAAUACGAGCUUCGUGAUAAUGGGACCAAACUGGUCAUAGAAAAUGUGACUGAAGAUGAUGCUGGAAUAUACACAGAUGACAUUACUUUAAAUGAAGAUGGUGAAGUGAAAACUAAGACCUUUAACGUCACCAUUCGUGGUGGUGACCAAGAUGAUAAGUCUUCAUUUUCAACUUCAUCUCCUUCGGUUCCAAAUACACAAUGGACAUAUGGAUGGAUAAUCAAAAUAGUCUCCUUCAUAUCAGUGUUGAUAUUAUCUGUGGUGGUGUUGUGGAAGUGUUGGAAGAGGUCAUCAGACUCAAGUGGACAAGGUGACCCGAAUAAUGAAGACUAUGUGAAUGUUCCCAUUCAAGAAACAGCAACUCAACAGUCUCCAUUUAUCGAAAUCCAUCACUGAAAGUCUGAGGAUCCAAGGUCAAAGAUGAACCAAGCUGUGACAACAACUCCGUAUAUUGAAGUAGAAUCAACUGGAACAGAGAAGAUCAUCGUGUCUUCCUCUAUUUAUGAGGCUUUUUAGGCUAUGGAUAAUGUUUUUGCUGACUAGGCCACAGAUUGGACCAUUAAACAGUGACGUUUGUGAUGGAGAGCACUAAGACUUUCCACGAGGAACAUAUUUUUCAAGAUUUAUACAAUGAAUGUUUUUUAGU